This is a messenger RNA of Stegostoma tigrinum, 1498 nucleotides long. Its product is annotated as zona pellucida sperm-binding protein 3-like. Gene Ontology annotation, cellular component: extracellular matrix. Gene Ontology annotation, biological process: egg coat formation; positive regulation of acrosome reaction; binding of sperm to zona pellucida. The transcript is spliced from 7 exons. The record is from RefSeq and is a predicted model, not a curated record. Gene Ontology annotation, molecular function: acrosin binding. Bases 1 to 1245 code for a protein of 414 amino acids. Lineage: Eukaryota; Metazoa; Chordata; Chondrichthyes; Orectolobiformes; Stegostomatidae.
AUGGACAUUUUCAUCAACAUGGACCAGUCUGGGCAAAAGGAAAAUGGACAUAGAGACAAACCAAGACACGCCAAUCUGUGCCAGAAGACUCCAUGUCGCUAUUGUGCACAUGUAGGCUUCAGCAUGAGAACUUGUGGAGCUGCAUGCAGUCAGGUGACAGCACAGCAACUCACAGCCAUUCCUAUUGGUCCAGUUGGAACAGGCCCUCCUGGUAAGAAAUCCGGAGUUCAUUUAUUGGUGGAAAUUAGAGAGACUGGGGCUGGUUCAUUGGUUCAAUUAUGCUGCUUCUGGUCUGAUUGGUGUCAGUUUCUGAGCCAGAGGUAUCCAUGGAGAAUAGUGAGAGCCACUCCUGUACCUGAGAGAGUCCCUCCUCAUGGGGGUCCCACUGGUUCCAGUAUCAGCAUGUCUGAGGGUGGGAGUGUGUCUCCACUGCAGACUGUGAUGGUGCAGUGUGGAGAGCACAAGCUGCUGGUCAAAGCCCAGUUGGAUUUAUUUGGAACCAGGCACCUGAUUAAAGCUGCUGACCUGACCCUGGGGACAGCAGGUUGUCGGCCGACCAGGAUCUACCCUGAGAACCACACUGUUCUGUUUGACUAUGGGCUGCAUGAGUGUGGCAGCAGAUUGGAGAUGUCUGGAGAUUUCCUGAAAUACACCACCCACCUGACCCACAUCCCAAACUAUCCUGGGUCUGUCAUUGUGAGAACCAAUGGGGCUGUCAUUCCCAUUGAGUGUCGUUAUUUCAGGAAGGGCAAUGUGAGCAGUAACCCCAUCAAGCCCACUUGGAUCCCAUUCAGCUCCACCAGGUCUGGAGAAGGGCAUCUGUCAUUCUCCCUGCGUCUAAUGAAUGGUGACUGGCUUACAGAGCGCACUUCCACUGUCUACUCCCUGGGAGACCUCAUUCACGUUGAGGCGUCUGUUUCAAUGGACAAUCACAUGCCCCUGAAGCUGUACAUUGACCGCUGUGUAGCUACACUGAGCCCAGGCAAGGACUCCAGCCCCAGAUACAGCAUCAUUGACUACAAUGGUUGCCUUGUUGACAGCAAAGUUGAGGACUCCUUUUCGACCUUUGUGUUGCCGGGAGACCAGCGGGAGCCGGACAAGAUCAGGUUUGACCUGGAUGCCUUCCGCUUCUAUGGAGAUGAGCGUUCCUUGAUUUUCAUCACCUGUCACCUGAAAGUUGCUGCAGUGGAUCAGGGAGAUUCCAGGAACAAAGCUUGUACUUUCCAGAAGCAGCACAAGAUGUGAGUGUCCCCCACUCCCUGUCCCUUAGUGGUGCUGGGGAGAGGUGAUGCACCAUGUGGUUGAUGGGCUUUUUCUCCUGUUUAGCUGGACCCCACUGGAGGAAUCAACCAGUGACAUUUGUGCCUGUUGCCAUGUGGGGAACUGUGGUAGCACAAGGGAGAUCAUCUAUGCCUCCAGAGGAAGGAGAGACCUUGGGCCUGAAGCUGGUAGGUCAAUGACCCACUUUCCUGGGACUAUACCCUCUCUCCCUUACCUU